CUUACGAACAUAUAUAUAUAUAUAUAUAUAUAUAUAAUUCAAGAAAAGAACUGUUAAAUACCUCAUCCUAAAUUUAUAAAAAGGCCACUAUUCUCAAACACUUGCUAGUUACUAAUGUGCGUCUUUUUUAGUAUCCAACUCACAAGUCCAACACCAUUAGUUUCUGCCUUACACCCAAAAUCCUUCACACACUCACACUCACUCACUUGCAGUUCAUCAAUAACUGGUUUGCACCUCCAAUUUUCAUCUCCUCAUUCUGUAAUCCUCAAAACUCCCCCUUCCAUAAAUGGCUUUCUUAAUCCAGUUCAACAAUCACACCCCUAAUUUCCAAGAACCUUCUAAUUCUCAAACAAGAAAAAAUACUAUAUAUAAAUGGCGACUUAUGGUGGCAGCAGCAACAACAGCAACAAUAUCGGGGGCAGUAAUAACUCUACUGCCCCCGAUAAUAACAAUUAUUCAGGGCGUCACCCCGUUUAUCGAGGAAUAAGGCGAAGAAAAAGUACUGGAAAAUGGGUGUCAGAAAUCCGCGAGCCGAGAUCCCCUAACAAGAUCUGGCUCGGCACGUUUCCCACACCUGAAAUGGCAGCGGUGGCAUAUGACGUGGCAUCAAUAGCACUUAAGGGCCCGGAUACCGAUCUUAAUUUUCCAAACUCGGCUGCCUCUCUACCUGUUCCUGCCACGAGCUCGGCUCGUGACAUACAGGCAGCUGCAGCCAGUGCGGCUGCAGCUGUAGGGGCAGCCGGGGACGCAUUGUUAGCCGCGGCUCGGAGUAGAGAAGUAGUAAACGAGAAGGGUAAAAUGGAAAAUUUAGAGAUCAUUGGGAAUAAUAAUUAUGAUGAGUUUAUGGAUGAAGAUUUGAUAUUUGAUAUGCCUAAUGUUCUUGUAAAUAUGGCUGAAGGGAUGUUACUUAGUCCACCAAGGUUCAGUUUCCCUGAUGAUGAAACUACUACUGCCUACCAGAACUUGUGGAAUGAUACCUAAUUUACUACAUCUACAAGCAACUUAAAAAAUAAGCUUUAAUGUAAUUAUGAAAAAGUAUAAAAUAAUCUUGACCUUAAUUAAGAUGAAUAUGUAAAUUAUAAUCUCAACUAUCUAUGUGUGGAAAUUAUGUGUGUGUUUCCAUGCAGGUUUUUUUAUUGCUUGUAAAGGGUUUUCAUGUUAUUUCAUCAAGAUUUGGUUGAA
Messenger RNA from Lycium ferocissimum, 1182 nucleotides. Its product is annotated as ethylene-responsive transcription factor ERF024-like. The transcript has a single exon. The coding region runs from base 373 to 981 and encodes 202 amino acids. The record is from RefSeq and is a predicted model, not a curated record. Gene Ontology annotation, molecular function: DNA binding; DNA-binding transcription factor activity. Lineage: Eukaryota; Viridiplantae; Streptophyta; Magnoliopsida; Solanales; Solanaceae. Gene Ontology annotation, biological process: regulation of DNA-templated transcription.